AUCUGCCUCCAGCAUGAAACUGGAGUUUUCCAGUACACCAAGAGAACUUUGAAGUAACAGACUUUCAGUUUUGGACAUUUCUGCAACGUCAAAAGGCUUUAUGGCAUCCAAGCCCCUGCUUUGUAGGGGAGAUGAUCAGCACAUCAGUGAACUGCUUCUCAUGGCUGCAGGGUGUAUAGAGCUAUACAGGAUGAAGCAUCCUGGACUCCAAGAUUUGCAUUCGGCAUAUAUGACAGAAGGAAACACUGACACUGCACCCAUGAAGAUCAGGAUAUCUUUCAGUUUCAUUGCAGCUGGAGUCAUACUGAAAUGUGGCUUCAUACUGAAAAAGGAUCUCAGGGAGGAUGAAAAUGAGGAUUGGGAGGAAGAAGAAAAGAUCUUCCUCAAGCCUGUUAUUGAGGACAGAAAUAUGGAACUGGCCCGAAAAUGCAGUGAAUUAAUAAGUGAUAUACACUAUAAAGAAGAGUUUAAAAAAUCUAAAGGCAAGUGCAUAUUUGUACCUGACACCCCGCAGCUAAAACAUGUGAAAAGCCUUGGUGCUUUUAUUUCUGAGGUGAAAUAUAAAGGAGCUGCUAAGAAAGACCUUUCCAGCUCUCUCUAUCAGCAGAUGCCAGCCACAAUUGACAGUGUAUUUGCAAAAGAAUUAAUGCACCUACAGAGCAAGGUUCUCUAUAAACAAAAACAUGAUGCUGAGAAAGGAUUUUCAGACUAUGCACGUAUGAGGGAACCUCCAGAUGUUAAACAUGCCAUGGAAGUCAGUAAACACCAGAGUGAUGUAUCCUAUAAGAAGGAUGUGCAAGAUACUCAUAGGUACACUGAAGUGCUGAACAGACCAGACAUAAAGAAGGCAACUGAGAUAACAAAGAUAAUAAGUGAUGCGAAGUACAGGAAAGGAAAGGGAGAGCUGAAUAAGGAGUCUGCUGUGCUUGGAAGACCUGAUUUUGAACAUGCUAAAGGAGUUUCAAAACUUUUAAGCCAAGUAAAAUACAAAGAGAAGUUCAGUAAGGAGAUGAAGAGUCACCAGUACAAUCCUCUUGACAGUGCUUCCUUCAAGCAAGCACAGAUUGCAUCCUCCUUGGCAAGUGAUGUGAACUACAAGAAAGAUUUGGAAAGCCUACAUGAUCCAGCAUCUGAUCUACCAAAUCUGCUGCAUUUAAACCAUGCUUUAAAUAUCAGCAAAACACAGAGUGAUGUCAAGUACAAAGAAAAUUAUGAAAAAUCCAAAGGCAGAUCAAUGCUGGAGUUUGUGGAUACACCAAUGUAUCAAGUUUCAAAGGAGGCUCAAAAGAUGCAAAGUGAGAAAACGUACCGCAGAGAUUUUGAAGAAGGGAUCAAGGGAAGACCUUCACUGGACUUAGACAAGACCCCAGAGUUCCUGCAUAUAAAACAAGUCACUAAUCUUUUGAAAGAGAAAGAGUAUCGAAAAGAUUUGGAAGAAGGGAUGAAAGGGAAAGGAAUGACAGUGUUUGAAGAUACACCAGAUUUGAUUAGAGUGAAAAAUGCAGCUCAGAUACUAAAUGAGAGGCAAUACAAGAAAGACUUGGAAACUGAAAUUAAAGGGAAAGGCAUGGAAGUUGGUCCAGAUACACCUGAGAUAAGACGAGCCAAGAAAGCUUCUGAAAUUGCAAGCAUGAAAGAAUACAAGAAAGACUUGGAGAAUGAAAUUAAAGGAAAGGGCAUGGAAGUAGGUACGGAUACCCUUGAUAUACAACGAGCCAGAAAAGCUUCUGAAAUUGUCAGCCAGAAAAUGUACAAAGAUGAAGCAGAGAAGAUGCUCUGUAACUAUUCUGCUGUCCCAGACACUCCUGAGAUGGAGAGGAUAAGAAAUACUCAGAAAAACAUCAGUUCAGUAUUUUAUAAGAAGGAAGUAGGAGCUGGCACAGCUGUAAAAGAUACUCCAGAGAUUGAAAGAGUAAAGAAGAAUCAACAGAAUAUUAGUUCAAUUAAAUACAAGGAGGAAAUUCGGCGUGCAACAACCAUUUCUGAUCCACCUGAACUGAGGAGAGUUAAGGAAAACCAGAAGAAUAUCAGUAAUGUGCAAUACAAAGAACAGCUCUGCAAAGCUACACCCAUGAGUUUCACCCCUGAGAUGGAAAGAGUCAAGAGGAAUCAAGAGAAUGUCAGCAUGGGAAGUUGCUAUCCUUUAAUACUUUGUGUAAAUUUUGGGUGUGGAAGAUGAAGUUCUGCAUUCUGAAACAGUGCCUUUCCUUUAGUCUGGGGGAAGCUAAUGUAGUAUAAUGUUCUCGAAUUCAAGUAAUGGAAUUCCUUGAAAGUCUUCUCUUGGGAAGCAAUUGUGAGAAGGCCUUGCUUGGUUUGGGAAAUGACAGGUGAACCAUCACAUAUUCUAUUAAAGAAAUGGCUGCAAUGCUUUGAGAUGUUAUUCUCUUCCUUGGAUAUUUGCAGAAAAUCUUUUCUUCGCUUUGUAAGAAAUUAGCUACAGUUGUGCUCAAACUUCUGCUCUCUGACCUGUCUCCUUCUGGUUCCUCAGUAACCUCCCCAUCAGAAUUUGGUAUUUAAUGGCUGAGAUAACCAUUUGCAGGGGUACAGAGAGGAAGGCAAGGACUGGAGCAUGCUGCUGCCUUCCUGCACUGAUGAAGUUGCACCUUACCCUGUUGAUGAGUCCAUGAGAGACCAGGCACUCUCCUCACUGAGAGCUGCCAAUAGCUGCCGUGGUUCAUGGGUCCACAAACAGCUACAGUGUUUCCCUGGGUGCUUUUUGCUGCAUUCAUCAAAAUAAUUUUGAGUCACAAUUUUCAAGAAUUCUGUCCCUCUAACUCAGCUUCUGGAUUCCUGUUGAUAUAUCUAGCUUUCCUAGGAUGUAUUCUGUUCAAAAGCUGCUUUCCCUUUUUCAAGCCAGUCUGUAGAGUACUUCUACUCACACUGUUGUUUACUCUUCACCAAUUUUUGUGUUGUGAAUAUUUCACUGGAAAGUUUAAAUUCUUUUCAAGUCACUGGAACAGCUUUGAGUGAAGAUUUGUUAACUUCAGCCAUUUCUAGAAAUAUUAAUUCUUGAAUAGUCAUUUUACCUUUAUAAAUGUUAAUUUACAAGUCUAAUCCAUUUAAAAGCUUACCACAGUUUUAGUAAGUCAUUAAUUUUUCAAUUGGAAUACAUUGGUGUGGACAGACCAAAAUUCUGUUGUGCUGGAAGACAAUUGCUUAAGCAAUAGCUGCCUUACUGCCACAGUGCACUGCAGAAUUAUGAGCAUAAUGUAUCUGCACAGUUAAUCUUAUCACUUAAACCCAAGAGCUUGCUUCUGUAUGGAAGCAUUUAUUUUACAUAAAAAUAUAUGAACUGGCAUGAAUUUAUUGCCAGAAUCUGUUAAGAAAUAUUUACCAUAUCUGACUUCCCAGCAUGUGGGGCUAGAGUUAACACUAGAUUGCUUGGUCUGUCAAUGCCACAUCCAGUUCUGGUCUGCUUUAGCUCCUGAUCCAGCCUGGGGUGUGCAUUUGGUUAAUGCAGUGUGUUUGGUUACAGAGAGAUGAGGGGGAUAUUCCUACAGUAUGUUUAAAUAAAUGCAUGGUGAAAUUAGGUUGGAUUCAAUUGGCUCUUGUUUGAUGUACUGCACUCUCUGUGUUUAAUCACCUUUGAGUAUGUAAUAUAUGAAAUUUAGAUAGAGAUCUAAAUUUAGAUGGAGAUCUUAAAACAUAGAUGGAGAUCUUAUGGAAUUUCUGUCUUGACAAAUACGUAUUUACAGUGGACCUUCCUGAAAUUCAGUUUUUCAUAUGAUCUGCUUGCCUCUACUGCAUUUUAUGUGGCUUAACCCAACUCCAAAUAUGAGUUUUUUCUCUGUAGAGCCAAGGACCAGUCUGGUAAAUGCCAAGAUAUUGUGUGUGUAUAUGGGUGUAUAUCCACAGAAAUGCAUUAAUAAACAGUCUGUACAUAAAAAAUAUUCAAGGUUAUCUUUCAAAAAUCAAGUCUUAUAAACUUGAAUAAACUUCAGAUGUAUUU
This is a messenger RNA of Haemorhous mexicanus (house finch), 3949 nucleotides long. RefSeq names its product nebulette-like. Gene Ontology annotation, cellular component: Z disc. The record is from RefSeq and is a predicted model, not a curated record. Gene Ontology annotation, biological process: cardiac muscle thin filament assembly. NCBI's taxonomy places the organism in Eukaryota, Metazoa, Chordata, Aves, Passeriformes, Fringillidae. Bases 101 to 2179 code for a protein of 692 amino acids. The transcript is spliced from 21 exons. Gene Ontology annotation, molecular function: actin filament binding.